UUACCCCGCUUGAUCUAUCGACCAUGUCAUUCAACAACAGCUACGGCGACCAAUUCCAGGGCCAGCCCCAGGGCGAUAUGAACAACCAAACCCCGCAGCCCGGCGACAUGGGUCAGCCCAUGGACGCCUCCGGCAACGGCUUCCCUCCCCAGGGCAACAUGGGCCCGCCAGGCAGCGCUGGUGGCGACGGCCAAGGCCAAGGUGCUGGCAAGACGACUCUCUGGUGAGUCCGCAUACGCGCCUGUGUGGCGCAUGGUGUAUACCAGACCGCAAUGCGCGCGCUCCGAUAGCUUUCUUCUAGGUGGGGGAACACCAAUGCUAAUAUGGCGCAGGAUGGGUGAACUCGAGCCCUGGAUCGACGAGAACUUUGUGCGCAGCAUCUGGUACAACAUGGGCGAGACCGUCAACGUCAAGAUGAUCCGUGACAAGUUCUCCGGCAAUGCUGGAUAUUGCUUCGUCGACUUCGCGAGCCCUGAUGCCGCGUCCAAGGCCCUUUCCCUCAACGGCCAACUCAUCCCCAACUCCAACCGCCCUUUCAAGCUGAACUGGGCCUCUGGUGGUGGUCUUGCUGACAGGAGCCGCGAUGAGCGUGGUCCCGAGUUCAGCAUAUUCGUCGGAGACUUGGGCCCCGAGGUCACCGAGUUCGUCCUCGUCCAGCUCUUCCAGAACAAGUACCAGUCCACCAAGUCUGCUAAGAUCAUGUCCGACCCCAUCAGUGGUAUGUCGCGCGGCUACGGUUUCGUCCGGUUCGCUAGCGAGGAGGACCAGCAAAAGGCCCUCACCGAGAUGCAGGGCGUUUACUGCGGCAACCGUCCCAUGCGCAUCUCUACCGCCACACCCAAGAACAAGAGCGGCGGUCCCGGAGGUCCUGGCGGCAUGGGCAUGCCACAAGGCGGCGGCGGCCCCGGAAUGGGCAUGUACUCCAUGGGCGCUCCCCCAAUGGGCGGCUACUACGGUGCCCCCCAGCCGAUGAACCAGUUCACCGACCCCAACAACACCACUGUCUUCGUCGGCGGCCUUUCCGGCUACGUUACCGAAGACGAGCUCCGCUCCUUCUUCCAGGGCUUCGGCGAGAUUACUUACGUCAAGAUUCCUCCAGGCAAGGGAUGUGGCUUUGUCCAGUUCGUUCAGCGCCAUGCUGCUGAGAUGGCCAUCAACCAGAUGCAGGGCUACCCGAUUGGCAACUCUCGCGUUCGUCUCAGCUGGGGUCGCUCACAGAACAACUCCGGCCCAGCUGGCACCCCUUACCGCCCUGCGCCACCUCCACCAGUUCCCUUUGGCCCAGGCAUGGGUAUGCCUCCGCAACACCCCUACGGUGGUGGCGGCGGUUACGGUCCGAUGAUGAAGUAAGCGCAUUCUUUCCCUCUGUAUUGCUUGCACGGCGCUUCAUUCGUGGUUCAUCCCGUUGGCUUACUGCAAUGACCCCUUUCAUGACUCGGCAUGAUGAAUUUCGAGCGAUUUGGUCUUUAGUUCUAUAACGGGCGGUUCUCCAAAAGUUCUCGACUUCUUCUCACGACACCGAUCUUGCGGAGGGCCAUAGAAGGGAGUCUUUGUAUAACAGGCC
Molecule: messenger RNA, 1564 nt
Organism: Alternaria alternata
Lineage: Eukaryota; Fungi; Ascomycota; Dothideomycetes; Pleosporales; Pleosporaceae
Product: RNA-binding domain-containing protein
Exons: 4
Coding region: 253-1350 (365 amino acids)
Biological process (GO): mRNA splice site recognition
Cellular component (GO): cytosol
Molecular function (GO): mRNA binding
Source: RefSeq, a predicted model, not a curated record